Messenger RNA from Cladocopium goreaui, 1911 nucleotides. Lineage: Eukaryota; Dinophyceae; Suessiales; Symbiodiniaceae. The record is from the annotation of a GenBank genome assembly.
AUGCUCUUGGGGCGUGUGCCGAAAGAUUACGACGUGGCGACCGAUGCCACGCCCCAGUUGGUCCGGGAGAUUUUCGGCCGGCGACGCACUAUUUUCACCGGGGCGGUGUUUGGCGUGGUGAACGUGUUGGGACCGCGUCAUGUGGCGAACGUCGAGGUGGCUACUUUCCGCACCGACGCCAGCUACAGCGAUGGUCGGCAUCCCGACAGUGUGACCUUCAGCACCCCGGAGGUCGACGCGCAGCGGCGCGACUUUACGAUUAACGGCUUGUUCUUCGACCCCAUCGAUGAGCAGGUGAUCGACUUUGUCGAUGGUCAGCGCGACCUGCAGCGUAAGGUGCUCCGCGCGAUCGGCGACCCGGUGGCACGAUUCACCGAAGACAAACUUCGCAUGCUGCGGGCCGUGCGGUUUACGGCCACGUACGACUUUACGCUCGAUGAAGCAACCGCCGAGGCCAUCAAGCAGAUGGCCGCCGAAGUGAGCGUGGUGAGCGUCGAGCGAAUCGCACAAGAGCUGCGGCAAAUGCUCUCCGGCCCGCGACCGAAACUGGUGGUGGAGUUGUUGCAAGAGACGGGGUUAUUGAAGGCUCUACUUCCGGAGGUGGUAAGUCUAGAUCCGAAAGCCUUGUCACGCACACUCACAAUGCUUGAUGCCUUGAGUAACGCGGAUUUUCGCCUGGCGGCGGCCGUGCUACUGCAUGCGGUGGGGAAUGAAGCGGGCGGUGUCAAUUGUGCUUCGCGAAGUGAAGAGCUGGCGGUGGAGAUUAGUCAGCGGCUUCGUUUGUCGAACAACGAGCGGGACGACAUCGCGUGGCUGAUUGAACAUCAGUAUGCACUUCGCGAAGCUCGCAAGUUACCGUGGUCGCAGCUUCAACCGCUGGCGAUCGAUCCGCGGUUUACUGAUCUGGUUGCGCUGGAACGCUUGGCCGCACGGGUUCAGGGCCGCAGUGAGGCGGAGGCCGACUACUGUGGGGAGCUGCUUAGUCGGCCGCCAGAAGAGCUUGACCCGCCGGCGUUGCUUACCGGCAGAGACUUGAUUCGGCAUGGGGUUCCGCGGGGGAAGAUAUUCGCCACGCUGUUGCAAGCCGCUCGCGAUGCCCAGCUUGACGGUGAAAUUAAGACGCCUGAGGAAGCCUUGGAGCUGGUCGAUCGGCUGUUGGGUGAGGCACAGCCGGGUGGCCGUUUCUCUAUCUUUCGAGCGACUUGCGGAGACGCAGCCAUCAUGAGUGACCGUGCCCACGCGAUUGAAGUUUUGAAACAAGCUCGAGAACGGCUCGCGCAGCAGUUGAUGGAGCGCGUGUUGGAAGCCCCGGAUGAAAUUCUGGAGGAAGCCGACGGCGUGAGUUACGGCGGCCGCAUCGAGACGAUUUACGAACAGUUCGGUGCGCGGCUGGCGAACGUAAGUUCGAUGAUGGGCCAACUGCAGAUGCUGGAGGAAGAGGAAGAGGAGAACGCCACGACCUCCAGUUCGUAUAGUGCGGUGGCAUCGAGCGACGAAUACAAUACCGCGGACACAACUGGCGAAUCGUUCACGCCGGAUGGUCCGCAGCACGAGACGAACAAAGAAUCGGAAGUAGGGUUACAAUCGCCUGCCACUUGGGAAGGCUUCGUCGAGCACAUUCGGCACCAGAAUCGCCCGGAGGCCGUGCGGGUGUUGACCGAAUUGUUCGAGCUUGAACCAGCACGAGCUGAGAAGUGUGUGGCGAAGUUUGCCGAGCUGUGCGGGCAUGACCCUGGCAUGUUUGCCCGGGCGGCCAUGAUGCGACCGAAACUUCGGGCGGCCUCGGUCAACGAUGCUCUAAGUAUGCUGUGGCGGCUUUUCGGCCUGCAGGGGCCGGAGGCGAUCGGUGUGUUUCAGGUGUUUCGCGUCACCAUCGAGCGACAGCCCACCGAAGCCGAACCGUCUGAGUGA